AACGUAUGACCUGUCUCUGGCCUUGGCGUGCGGCGCGUUGCGGCUGGUUGUCAGUACUUACUGGCGGUUGGACUUGAUUAACAGUAACUAGCUGGUGCUUCUGCCCGACUAGUCGGCUAGUAAACAGGGAGCCGUUACAGCGGAGCGGAGCCACGAUGCUGAAAUGUCGGACUGUAUGGAAGAAGCUCGCACCUCUUGCUAGAAGCUCGUCCACUUUGUGCCGGCAGAAUGUGAAGAGAACAGGGUUAAACAAUGGCAGAAUACCAACAUGUGUACCGGCGGCCAACAUGUCCACCGGGCCGGGAGGACUGGGUGGAGACAACUUGAAGUACACCAUCAUGGUUGGAGCAGCUUGCGUUGGUAGUCUGACAUAUGCGUACUUCCUGUUGAAGGGAGACCAGAAAAGAUAUCAGGAGCGUAUUGAAGAAAUUACAACCAGAUCACAGAGGUCAUCCAAAGAAGAAGCCGCAACCGUUCAAUCAGAGCCACCUGCUGUGGAAGCCACACAGACGGAGGCUGUCCCUGAGUCAGUACCUGAAGCAGCACCUUCACCAGAGGAGCCGAGCCCUCCAGCUGCUCCUGCUGAAGAACCAGCUGCUCCUGCUGAAGCUGCAGCCCCCAGUGAAACAACUGCACCGCCUCCAGCAGAUGAGCCGGUGGUAGAAGCACCACCAGAAGAGGCAGCAACACCGGUUGCUGCACCUGUAGUUGAGGAGGAACCGUCACCGCCAUCAGAGCCUCCAGCAGCACCAGCAGAACUCGCAGAGCCUGCCCCGGCCGGGCCCACAGAGCCUGCCCCUGCAGAGCCUGCCCCGGCCGAGCUCGCAGAAUCUGCCCCGGCCGAGCCCGCAGAGUCUUCCCCUGCCGAACUCGCAGAAUCUGCCCCGGCCGAGCCCGCAGAGCAUACCCCCGCCGAGCUCGCAGAAUCUGCCCCGGCCGAGCUCACAGAAUCUGCCCCGGCCGAGCCCGCAGAGCAUACCCCCGCCGAGCUCGCAGAAUCUGCCCCGGCCGAGCCCGCAGAGUCUUCCCCCGCCGAGCUCGCAGAAUCUGACCCGGCGCCGGUUGUGGAGAGUGAACCCGCAGCUGCAGCAGAAACACCCACAGCAGAGCCACCCGAGCCUCAGCCGGAAGUUGUGGCAGAGAGUGCAGCGGACUCCACCCCUGCCUCUCUCAAAGUACCCUCACACAGCCCCUACCUUCUGAUUGGUGGAGGCACUGCCUCUUUCGCCGCUGCCCGGUCUAUUCGAGCCAGAGACCCCGGCGCCAGGGUACUGAUUGUGACUGAUGAGCCAGACCUUCCAUACAUGAGACCACCUCUUUCAAAAGAGCUGUGGUUCUCUGAUGAUCCCAGUGUGACUGAAACACUGCGUUUCAAACAAUGGAAUGGAAAAGAAAGAAGUAUCUACUUCCAGCCACCAUCAUUCUACAUUAAUUCAGAAGAAUUGGCAAGUGCAGAAAAUGGGGGAGUGGCUGUUCUCACUGGCAAAAAGGUGGUACACAUGGAUGUGAGAGGAAACAAAGUAAAACUGGACGAUGAUACUGAGAUUUCAUAUGACAAGUGUUUGAUUGCUACAGGCGGCGUUCCAAGGAAUCUGCAAGUCAUCGAAAGAGCUGGAGAGGAGGUGAUGAAGAAGACAACUUUGUUCCGCAAGAUUGAGGAUUUCAAAUCACUUGACAACGUCUCCAGAAACGCGAAGUCCAUCACAAUCAUCGGAGGCGGUUUCUUGGGCAGCGAGCUGGCCUGUGCCCUUGGCAGGAGAUCAACUGAGUCUGGCCUGGAGGUGAUACAGAUGUUCCCUGAGAAGGGUAACAUGGGAAAAGUGCUGCCUGAGUAUCUGAGCAACUGGACAACGGAAAAAGUCAAAAGAGAGGGUGUAAAAGUCAUCGCGGAAGCAUUGGUGAAAUCUGUCACUUGCAAAGAUGAUAAGUUAGAAAUCCAUCUGAAGGAUGGCCGAUUGGUGAAAACUGAUCACAUUGUUGCAGCUGUUGGCCUGGAGCCUAAUGUUGAUCUUGCCAAGUCAGCAGGUCUGGAGGUGGACUCUGACUUUGGUGGUUAUCGGGUCAAUGCAGAACUGCAAGCUAGGUCCAAUAUUUGGGUGGCAGGAGAUGCUGCAUGUUUCUACGACAUCAGACUCGGCCGCAGACGAGUGGAGCACCACGAUCACGCUGUUGUGAGUGGUCGACUAGCAGGAGAGAACAUGACAGGAGCCAGCAAACCCUACUGGCAUCAGUCUAUGUUCUGGAGUGACCUGGGUCCUGAUGUAGGCUACGAGGCCAUCGGGAUCGUUGACAGCAGUCUUCCAACAGUAGGCGUAUUUGCCAAAGCCACUGCCAAGGACACACCGAAAGCUGCUACAGAAAAGUCUGGUACUGGGAUCCGCUCAGAAAGUGAAACAGAGGACACGGCCACCAGCCCAGUGGCCUCUGUGACACCCCUUCCUCCUGUGGCGCACAAAGACGACUAUGGCAAAGGAGUCAUCUUCUACCUGAGAGACAAAGUGGUGGUGGGCAUUAUCCUGUGGAAUGUAUUCAACAGGAUGCCCAUUGCAAGGAAGAUUAUCAAGGAUGGAGAGGAACAUGCAGAUCUGAAUGAAGUGGCCAAGCUGUUCAACAUUCAUGAGGAUUAAGAUGACGGAGGCUCACGUUCAUGGGAGCGAGUUGCUCUUCAUGUAAAGACUGAACUCAGGCAGUCAUUGCCACAUUCUCGAAGACACAACUGGUCAUGCAUACCAAAUGGGAGUAUCAAUGUAAAUUCUGUCACGUCGCUGAAAUAUUUUCAUAUUUGGAAUUUGUAUCUGCUGCGCUUUUUUGUUUGUUUGUUUUUUUUCUUCAAGAGAAAUCAUCUUCCUGCCACCACCAGACUUGUGUGAUUGUCUAUGUGCUUUCCCCUCCACCAGGCUGAAAAUGCUGUCCAUUGAUUGUUUCCCUCUGUGUGAUCAGAGCAGCUUGGUCUGAGAAAAGCUGCAAUAAAAGCUAUUUUUAAAUUGGA
Messenger RNA from Amphiprion ocellaris (clown anemonefish), 2989 nucleotides. RefSeq names its product apoptosis inducing factor mitochondrion associated 1 (gene aifm1). The transcript is spliced from 21 exons. Gene Ontology annotation, cellular component: cytoplasm; mitochondrion. The record is from RefSeq and is a predicted model, not a curated record. NCBI's taxonomy places the organism in Eukaryota, Metazoa, Chordata, Actinopteri, Pomacentridae. Bases 156 to 2627 code for a protein of 823 amino acids. Gene Ontology annotation, molecular function: NAD(P)H oxidase H2O2-forming activity; FAD binding; protein dimerization activity. Gene Ontology annotation, biological process: mitochondrial respiratory chain complex assembly; apoptotic process.